This is a messenger RNA of Diuraphis noxia (Russian wheat aphid), 591 nucleotides long. RefSeq lists its product as uncharacterized. NCBI's taxonomy places the organism in Eukaryota, Metazoa, Arthropoda, Insecta, Hemiptera, Aphididae. The record is from RefSeq and is a predicted model, not a curated record.
AUGCGGUCGGAGGAGUGUCACAGCUUAGCCAGUUUACUGUUGUUGAGAUUUGUUGACCUCGACGCAGUGACGACCGAGGGCGAGGUUCUUUCGGCAUUGCGGGCGGCAAUACCAGGAUCUGAAGACGACCAAGCUGCAAUUUGCGAACGACAGGCAGUUCAGAUCAUUGGCCUUUGGUCCACCACGUCUGGCCAGAAAAUUGUUACCGCCAGAAUGACCAGAGCUUCUGCCACUACUGUAACCCGCGUCCCUAUUGGAUGGACAAUGUGCCGCGUUCGCCCUAGGCGUCCUGAACCCGAAAAGUGCUUUAGAUGCCACGGAUUCGUUCAUCGGAGUGAGAAUUGCUCCGGGCCCGACCUAUCGUUGAAUUGCAGACGCUGUGGAGAACCAGUACACGAACUUAAAUUAUGUUUGGCGGACAAAGACCGAUGUGUUGCGUGUGAGAGAGCUGGCAUUGAACGUUUUGAACAUAAGCCAGGUUCAGGUAUGUGCAAAGCCAGGAAGGAGGCGCUCAAGAUACUAGCUGGGCACAAUUCGCAAGCGCAGUCUCAGCGGGUAGCCAGCGGAGAUGGAGCACGCUCGAUGCAAUGA